AUGUCAUUAUACGAGUAUCAGAACGAUCCUUCCGAUGUGGACGUUUCUGAUUUCUUGAAUCAUUUAGAAAUACUUGAGAAUAAGAGAAAAAGGGAAGAUGAAGUCAGAGCUAGAAGAUUGGAGGCAGAAUUAUCAAGAAUGAAAACUAUGUCUAAAUCAAUUAAUAGACAGUCUACCAGAUCAAAAUACCGCAAAGAUGAUGAGUAUCUUGAUGGGUUUGACUCAGAUCAAGAAAACAAAUACGGUUACGACUAUGGUAAAUCAAGCAACUUUGACCACGGUAAAGAUCUUCAUGAUAGAUACGAUAAUCGGGGGUUCCUUAAUAACCAUCGGUCGUCACAAACCAGCCUUUCCUCUAAAUCAAGAAACUAUUCCCCAAAAAGAUCCAGCACCAUGAAGAAAGAAUCAUUUAAUGACGAGAUAGAUGUUUAUUAUGAUGAUAAUGACGGCUACGAUUCAAGAUCAAUUUACCAUGACAAUAUUCAGGAUGGUUACGAUUCGAGGGCUGCUUAUCAUGAUAAAAUCAAUGAUGGGUACGGCUCAAGGUCUGCUUAUCAUUAUCCAAAUGACUUAGAUGAAGAAGAGGAGGAGGAGGAGGAGGAGGAGGAGGAAGAAGAGGAACAAAAACAACAACAACAAGAACAAGCUUUUAUGGAAAGUAGAACUAGAUCUCAAAGGUAUCAAGACCAAUCACUUCAUAAGAAAUUAUCCACCAGAGCAAAGAAGUACCUUGAGAAUGACGAAAUCGAUGAUUUAGAUGAUGAGGAUAUCGACGAUAUAAUCAGACUCAUCUCACCUAUUGCCAGAAAGCUUUCCAAGGCCAAAGCAUAUUCCAAAUCAGAACCUUCAUCACCAUUAAAAGGUAAAUCAUCAAGAAAAUCAAGAAACCACGGGUCUCCUAGAUCUUCUAGGGGUGCCAGAGCUCUUCCAAGUUUGCCAACUAUCAACGGGUCCGAUGACUCUUUUGAGUAUACUGAAAAGCCUUCUACUCGUGAGAGAUACAGUCAAAGCCCAAGAUCUAGUCACAAAAGACAACCAAAUCAUCCUUUUGCCCCUCCAUCCAAAAAACCCAUCCGCAAGCAUGCUUACGACAGAAAUUUGAGCGAUGAUGAUGAUAAUGGUGAUGACUUAUUGAUGUACAAAUCUGCUUACAAUUAUGAGAAAUCUUUGGAUUCUAAACCAAUAAUUACCGAAGUUGAAAGCGAUGAAGAAAGUAUUCUUGAUUCCAUUAAAUAUUCUUCCUCUGCCUCAUCAUAUAAAUCCCGGACCACUGGUUCUAGUCCAAUUAAAGCAAACUUAGAUUUCGAAUUCUCCAAGCCAAUGAGAACCUCUACCAUGAAACGCUCUACCAUUUUUGAUAAUCUCGAUGAUGUUCAGGAGACUUCAGCAGAAGAGGAAACUCGCAAAAGCUUUUCUCCUUCAUUGUUCGACCUUAAGGAAAUAGAUGACGAACCAGAAAUCUUUUCUUUGUCUCAACCUAACUCCUUGGCCGCCAAAAUCAAGCAACAUUCGGAUAAAAAACAGUAUCUUUCCAAGAAAUCUGACGCAAUGUCAAGAUCAUUGCCAUCUUCCACCGAUGCCUUCAGACCUGCCCCAAACAUUUCUGAUUCAACCAUGACUUUACUACGCAAAUUGUCAAAAAGACAAUCUAAUUUUGAGAGCAGUGUCAAUGGGAAGUCUAACACCAUUGCAGAACAGUUUGACGUUAGCAAAUAUGAUAAGAAUGAUGAUUUGCACAAUUUGUCAAGCUUUUUAAGAAGUAGAAGUAUCAGAGGAAAACAAGGCAAUUCCUCCCCAACUAAGAUGAAACCUGCACAAAAUCAAAUAAUCGAGGAAGAAGAAGAGGACGAAGAAGAAGCCUAUGAUGAAAAGGAACAAGGUGAGGAAAGUGAUAAAGAUAAUGAUGAUACCACCACAAUCCAUACCUCCCCAACUAGUCUCAGAGCUUCUCCUCAGAAAAACAAAAUGUUGGAAAGAUUAAUGUCUUUGUCUGAAACUCCAAAGAAACCAUCCCCAUCUCCAUCUCCUUCGCCAGUUAAUUCACCAGCUACCAAGACUCCAAAAUUCGCAGAACCUCGCACUUCAAGAUUUGAUUCACCAUCAACCUCCUCCCCAAUUAGAGGUAGAAGUUCCAGCCCGGUUAGAGACCUUAUCAACAAACACAAUGGUACCUUACCAACCACAGAAAACAUUACUCCAGUUAAGGUCAACAGAUCAGGGAAUUUCUCCUCUCCAAAGUCCAUCAGCUCCCUUGCCAGUAAAUUCGAGAAUAAGCAAGAUGAUUCCACUCCAACCAUAAAGGCCUCCAAAGAAGUUGCCACUUUUAGCUCCCCAACUUCUGGGAGAAAGAGCAACAUUCCUAGUCCUUUCAAAGAAAACAACAGCACCCCUACGAAAAUGAAGACCAUGAAUAAAGUUGCUAACCGUUAUAACCCAAUGCCUAAAUCAGAAGAUGCGGUGUCUGCUGGAUUGGCAGCUAAAUCUGCCCCAUUGACGAGAAAACAAUCAAGAUUCCAACAAAGAAACACUUCUUCCAACAGAUACAUUCCAGUUCCGGAUUCUGUGGCCGCGAUUUCUGCCGCCCUUGCUGCCAAGGCUCCAAAAUUGAACACCGAAGUUUCCAAAACCGUUGGAGAAAGAGACUUUUCCUUGUCCGAUAAUGCCAAGUUCAUCAAACCAAGUAUUGAAAAGUCGAGAGUCGAAUCAAGAUUCGCCAAGAAUUUGGAUAUCGAAAAGGAAAUCAACUUGAAGAGCGACCACAAAUUGAAGAUCAAAGUAAAAGAAAACCAUUGGUUAGGAAGUGCUAUUCAAAGAUCACCAACUAAGAAUAAACAAGACUUGAUUGAUCUGAUCAAUGAGAAGCCAAAGUUCUACCAAUCCAUUGAAAACUCCAAGAGAUUGAAUGAAGGGAAUGCCGCGAUCAUGGAAGAAGAAGAGGAAGAAGAUGUUGAUUAUACUAACAUCCCUCUAAAGAAGGUUUCCCAAGUUGAAUCUCCUUUGAAAAAAGAUAACAUUUUCGAUGAAAUUCCUGAUUUUGUGAAGUUGAGAAACAAACAAGCUGCUGCCAGUAGUAGGAUCCAACAGGAACUAAAAUCCAAAGUCGACGAAAUCACUGAAUCAGAUAAAUUGUUGGAGAUGAGAAGUAAAUUAAACUCUUCUACUGAAAGAAAGAAUGCCUUGCAAUCCACAAAAACUUUUGCCGAUAUGCCUACUGACUCUCUCGAAAUCAUUAAAAAGAUUAGAUCUCGCUCUCCUGAACGGAUUUCUCAAAUUGAAAAAGGCAAAUCAUCUAAGUUUAAUGAGCUUCCUGAUGAUGCUUCAGAAAUCAUCAAUAAGAUCAGAUCCAAAUCUCCAGAAAGAAUCAACCAAUUUGAAAAGGGAAGAGCCCCUACUUUCAAAGCGAUGCCAGAAGAUGCCGAGGAGGUUAUCAGAAAGAUCAGAUCGAAAUCCCCACAAAGAAUUACCGAAUUUGAAAGAGCCAAGAAGAAUAGAUUUGAUAAUAUGCCAGAAGAUGCGUUGGAAGUUAUCAAGAAGAUUAGAAAGCAAGGCUGA
Molecule: messenger RNA, 3552 nt
Organism: Saccharomycopsis crataegensis
Lineage: Eukaryota; Fungi; Ascomycota; Saccharomycetes; Ascoideales; Saccharomycopsidaceae
Exons: 2
Coding region: 1-3552 (1183 amino acids)
Source: RefSeq, a predicted model, not a curated record